GCCUGCAGCCGUGUGGUGUAGGUGGUGUUGUGGUGGUGGUCGCAGGAGGAGGAGGAGGAGGAGGACAGGAGGAGGGCAGGAGGAGGGUCGGGAUGGAUACCUGGACUCCCAAUCCCCGAGCCAAGCCCUUCAUCCCCCGCCAGCAGAGGAGCCUGUACCUCACCUGGAAAUAUAAGCUGACCAACAUAAGGACGAUCCGCCGCUUCUGUCAGGCUGGCGCUGUGCUCUUUCUGCUGAUAACCGUCAUCGUCAACAUUAAACUCAUCCUGGACACAAGACGAGUCGCUAAUGAAGAUGCAGCAGCUCAAGAAUACGAUGACGUCAUGCCCAACAUGGAGACACCACGCAGGCCGCCAAACGGGCGCAAGGUCCUGGACAUCGAGGUGUACUCCAGCCGCUCCAAAGUCUACGUGGCGGUGGACGGCACCACUGUGUUGGAGGAUGACAUGCGUGAGCAGGGCCGAGGCAUCCAUGUGAUAGUCCUGAACCAGGCGACUGGUCAUGUGAUGGCCAAGAGGAUAUUUGACACGUACUCUCCCCACGAGGACGAAGCCAUGAUCCUUUUCCUCAACAUGGUGACCCGAGGUCGUGUCCUCAUCUUCACCAUUAAGGACGAGGGCACGUUCCACCUGAAAGACGUCGCCAAGAACCUGCUGAAGGGUCUCGGCAGCCAGGUGUCCAUCAACCUCAGCUGGAGAGACAUGUGGACCCUGGUGGUGAAGAAAGGAGGUCAGGUUUACGGAGAGAAACACUCCAAGUCUCCAGCUCUGUCCACAUGGGGAGACCCGGUGCUGCUGAAAACUGAGGUGCAGCUCACAGCUUCUGAAGAGGCGGAGUGCCACUGGGCCGACACGGAGCUCAACAGACGGAGGAAACUCUUCUGCAGCAAAGUGGAAGGAUACGGCAGCAUCUGCAGCUGCAAGGACCCGGCCCCCAUCGAGUUCAACCCCGACCCCCUGCCCAAUAAUAACGUCCUCAGUGUCCCUGUUGCUGUCAUCGCAGGAAACAGACCCAACUAUCUCUACCGGAUGCUGAGGUCACUUCUCUCCGCGCAUGGCGUCAACCCGCUGAUGAUCACAGUGUUCAUCGAUGGAUACUAUGAGGAGCCUAUGGAUGUCGUUGAGCUGUUUGGACUGAAGGGAGUCCAGCACACACCCAUCAGCAUCAAGAAUGCCCGAGUGUCCCAGCACUACAAGGCGAGUCUGACCGCAACCUUCAACCUUCACCCAGAAGCCAGCUAUGCCAUCGUCCUCGAGGAAGAUCUCGACAUCUCCAUCGAUUUCUUCAGUUUUCUGAGUCAGACCGUCCACCUGUUGGAUGAGGACGACAGCCUGUACUGCAUCUCAGCCUGGAACGACCAGGGCUACGAGCACACGGCAGAGGACCCGGCCCUCCUCUACAGAGUGGAGAGUAUGCCCGGCCUCGGAUGGGUGCUGAAAAAGAGCCUCUACAAGGACGAACUGGAGCCAAAAUGGCCGACGCCUGAGAAGCUGUGGGACUGGGACAUGUGGAUGCGAAUGCCGGAGCAAAGGAAAGGCAGAGAGUGCAUCAUCCCCGAUAUUUCCCGCUCGUACCACUUUGGCAUCAUCGGCCUCAACAUGAACGGCUACUUCCACGAGGUAUAUUUCAAGAAACACAAGUUCAACACUGUUCCCAACGUGCAGCUGAAGAAUGUGGAAGGCUUAAAGAAAGACGCUUAUGAGGUGGAUAUUCAAAACCUGCUGAAGGAGGCGGAGGUGCUGGACCACACUAAGAACCCAUGUGAGGACUCGUUCCUGCCUGAUUCUGAGGGGAAAACCUACGUCAUGUUCAUUAAGAUGGAGACGGAGACGGACACAUCGACCUGGACCGAGCUCGCCAAGUGCCUCCAUGUUUGGGACCUGGAUGUGCGAGGAUACCACAAAGGUCUGUGGCGGCUCUUCAGGAAAAGGAAUCAUGUCUUGGUGGUGGCCGUCCCGAUCUCCCCGUACUCUGUGAAGAAACCAGCGAACAUCACUCCGAUUCACUUAGAUCCUCCGCCCAAAGAAGAGGGAGCACCAGUGGAGCAGCUGUAGACACACACACACACACACACACACACACAGAAACACAC
Messenger RNA from Scomber japonicus (chub mackerel), 2092 nucleotides. RefSeq names its product protein O-linked mannose N-acetylglucosaminyltransferase 1 (beta 1,2-) (gene pomgnt1). The record is from RefSeq and is a predicted model, not a curated record. The transcript is spliced from 21 exons. Gene Ontology annotation, biological process: protein O-linked glycosylation via N-acetylgalactosamine. The coding region runs from base 93 to 2054 and encodes 653 amino acids. Gene Ontology annotation, molecular function: beta-1,3-galactosyl-O-glycosyl-glycoprotein beta-1,3-N-acetylglucosaminyltransferase activity. Gene Ontology annotation, cellular component: Golgi membrane. Lineage: Eukaryota; Metazoa; Chordata; Actinopteri; Scombriformes; Scombridae.